AUGGCGGUUCUCGCCUCUGGUGGCUUCACCCACAUGGCUUUAGCAGAUGACAACCCCAGCAGUCAAUCUAUGGUUCCAUCUACCACACUUGAUGAACCAAUUAUCGUGCCCGGUACUCUCCAGAAGCGAGAUGCAUACACUUGCUAUGGUACCACCAAUACUUCCGUUGCGGAUUGUCAGAAGGUCAUCGACACCAUUCUUGCCGACAAACAGAAGGACUUCACGCUCUGGCCUAACAUAUGUGCUGUAUGGAACCAGGGCACCUGUAAAGUUCGGUUUUGUGCCCAGCCCUAUGUGACAAGACCCGUCAACCGAUCUGGAACGUGGUUGGCCACUUACAUAACCACGCCAAUAUUGGAUGGAUGCAUUAGCAAAGGGAAUAUGGGGGUCUAUGGAGACAAUGAAAACCUCAAUAGUCACGCAGGCACGUACCGAGUAUGGGUAUCAUAG
This is a messenger RNA of Annulohypoxylon maeteangense, 450 nucleotides long. RefSeq lists its product as uncharacterized. The transcript has 2 exons. The record is from RefSeq and is a predicted model, not a curated record. NCBI's taxonomy places the organism in Eukaryota, Fungi, Ascomycota, Sordariomycetes, Xylariales, Hypoxylaceae. Bases 1 to 450 code for a protein of 149 amino acids.